AUGACCACCCAGGCGCCUGGCGCCGACCGCCAGCGGGGGCGAGUCGCGAAAGGAGGGCAGCCUCCCGCUCGCAGCCCCCGACCUGCCGCUAGGAGGCGCCGCGAGCACGCCAGGUCCCCGCCCGCUGCCAGAGGAGGACUCGGAUCCCCUCGACCAGCCCCAAAGCUGGCCGGGGGUGCAAGCCGGGAGAAGACCGCAGGAGACGCGCGGCGGAGCGCCCAGGGCUGUCACCGAGGACUCGCCGAGCGCUCCGGCCCGGGACGCAGCACCUGGGGAUCGCCAGCGGCCACCCGCAAUUUCCCCAGUCGGGGUCCUCAGCUCCCGCUGCCCAGUGAACACCCGCCAGGGAGGACGGCGAUGUCUGCCGCAGUCCACCGCGGUCCUCCCGGCGGCCCCGGUAGGCGGCUUGCGGGGACCCUCUGGUGCUUCGCCGCUCUGGGGAUGCUGCGGCCCCCCGCUUCCCAGGCAUUCAACCUGGACGUGGAGAAGCUCACAGUGUACAGCGGCCCGGAGGGCAGCUACUUCGGCUAUGCCGUGGACUUCCACAUACCUGCAGCUCGCACAGCCAGUGUCUUGGUGGGGGCACCCAAGGCAAAUACCAGCCAGCCAGACAUCGUGGAAGGGGGCGCCGUCUAUUACUGUCCUUGGCCCGCCGAGGGGUCUGCGCAGUGCAAGCAGAUACCGUUUGACACCACCAACAACCGAAAGAUCAGAGUUAAUGGAACCAAGGAACCUAUUGAAUUUAAGUCAAAUCAAUGGUUUGGAGCAACGGUGAAAGCUCAUAAAGGGAAAGUCGUGGCCUGUGCCCCUUUAUAUCACUGGAGAACUCUUAAGUCUACAUCAGAAAAGGAUCCAGUUGGCACUUGCUAUGUGGCAAUUCAGAAUUUCAGUGCUUAUGCGGAGUACUCUCCUUGUCGGAACAGCAAUGCUGAUCCCGAAGGCCAGGGUUACUGCCAAGCAGGAUUUAGUCUGGAUUUUUAUAAGAAUGGAGACCUUAUAGUGGGAGGACCUGGAAGUUUUUAUUGGCAAGGUCAAGUGAUCACAGCCAGUGUUGCAGAUAUAAUUGCAAAUUACUCAUUCAAGGAUAUUCUAAGGAAGUUGACACGAGAAAAACAGACAGAAGUGGCUCCAGCUUCCUAUGAUGAUAGUUACCUUGGAUACUCAGUUGCUGCUGGGGAAUUUACUGGAGACUCUCAGCAAGAAUUGAUCGCUGGAGUCCCAAGAGGAGCACAGAACUUUGGAUAUGUUUCAAUUAUGAACUCUACAGAUAUGACCUUUAUUCAGAAUUUCACUGGUGAACAGAUGGCAUCUUAUUUUGGAUAUACAGUUGCAGUAUCAGAUGUUAACAAUGAUGGAAUGGAUGACAUAUUGAUUGGGGCCCCUCUCUUUAUGGAACGUGAAUUUGAGAGUAACCCUAGAGAAGUAGGACAAGUUCACCUGUACUUGCAAGUGAGACCGCUCACCUUCAGAGACCCGCAGGUCCUCACAGGGACCGAGGUUUUCGGCAGAUUCGGUAGUGCUGUGGCACACUUAGGAGACCUGAACCAAGACGGAUACAAUGAUAUAGCCAUUGGUGCACCUUUUGCUGGCAAGGAUCAAAGGGGCAAAGUGCUCAUUUAUAAUGGGAACAAGGACGGCUUAAACACCAAGCCUUCCCAAAUUUUGCAAGGAGUGUGGGCCUCACAGACUGUCCCUUCUGGAUUUGGCUUUACUUUAAGAGGAGAUUCAGACAUAGACAAGAAUGAUUACCCAGAUUUAAUUGUGGGUGCAUUUGGAACAGGAAAAGUAGCUGUUUACAGGGCAAGGCCAGUUGUGACAGUGGAUGCCCAGCUUCUGCUGCACCCAAUGAUUAUAAAUCUUGAAAAUAAAACUUGCGAGAUCCCAGGAUUUCUGACACCUGUGGCCUGCUUUUCUUUAAAAGUAUGUGCUUCGGUAGCAGGCCAGAGUAUUUCAGAUACAAUUGGUCUGACUGCCGAGGUGCAAUUAGAUUCCCUGAAACAAAAGGGAGCCAUUAAACGUACCCUCUUCCUUGAUAACCAUCAGUCACAUCUGGUCUUCCCUCUCCUGAUAAAGCAGCAGAAAUCCUACCAAUGCCGGGACUUUGUUGUUUACCUGCGUGAUGAAACUGAAUUCCGAGAUAAAUUAUCUCCAAUCAACAUUAGCUUGAAUUAUAGUUUGGAUGACUCCACCUUUAAGGAGGGUCUGCAAGUAAAACCAAUACUGAACCACUACAGGGACAAUAGUGUUAGUGAACAGGCUCACAUCCUGGUGGACUGUGGAGAAGACAACAUGUGCAUUCCUGACUUGAAGCUGUCAGCUAGACCAGAUAAGCAUCAGGUAAUCAUUGGAGAUGAAAAUCACCUUAUGCUCAUGAUCAAUGCAAGAAAUGAAGGAGAAGGAGCUUAUGAAGCUGAAGUCUUUGUGAUAAUACCAGAAGAGGCAGAUUAUGUUGGGAUUGAACGCAGCAACAAGGGAUUACGACCACUGAGCUGUGAGUACAGGAUGGAAAAUGUAACCAGAAUGGUGGUGUGUGACCUUGGGAACCCCAUGGUGGCUGGAACAAAUUAUUCUCUGGGCCUCCGAUUUGCAGUUCCACGUCUUGAGAAAACAAACAUGAGCAUUAACUUUGAUCUACAAAUCAGAAGUUCUAACAAGGACAACCCAAACAGCAAUUUUGUGAACCUGCAAAUCAACGUCACUGCUAUAGCUCAAGUUGAAAUAAGAGGCGUGUCGCACCCUCUGCAGAUUGUUCUGCCCAUUCACAACUGGGAACCGGAAAAGGAGCCCCGCCAAGAGGAGGAAGUUGGACCGUUAGUGGAACACAUUUAUGAGCUGCACAACACUGGGCCAAGUGCCAUCAGCGACACCCUACUGAAGGUGGGUUGGCCAUUCUCCGCCAGGGAUGAGUUUCUUCUCUACAUUUUUCACAUUCAAACUCUGGGACCUCUCCAGUGCCAAACAAAUCCUGACAUCAACCCACAGGAUAUAAAGCCUGCUGCUCCCCCAGAGGACACCCCUGAACUUAGUGCCUUUUUGCGAAACUCGACCAUCCCUCAUCUUAUCAGGAAGAGAGAUGUGCCUAUGCCAGAGUCCCAAAGACAAAGCCCCACAAAAAUUCUGAACUGUACAAAUAUUGAGUGCAUGCAAAUCUCCUGUGUGGUGGGGCGACUGGAAGGAGGAGAAAGUGCAGUCCUGAAAGUCCAAUCCCGGCUGUGGGCAGAGACAUUUCUCCAGAGAAAAAAUGAUCCCUAUUCUCUUGCAUCCCUGGUGUCCUUUCAAGUUAAGAAGAUGCCUUAUAGAGAUCAGCCAGCAAAACUCCCGGAAGGAAACAUAGCAAUCAAGACAUCGGUUAUUUGGGCAACUCCAAAUGUUUCCUUCUCAAUUCCAUUAUGGGUAAUAAUACUAGCAAUUCUUCUUGGAUUACUGGUUCUGGCCAUUUUGACCUUAGCUUUAUGGAAGUGUGGAUUCUUUGACAGAGCAAGACCCCCUAAAGAUGAUAUGACUGACUGGGAACAACUAACAAAUGAGAAAACCCCUGAGGCAUGAAAAGGAAAAGCAAAGCCCUAAAAACUCAAUGUUGGUCCAGUUCAAAGAAAAGAAGGGACAAUCGGCUUAAACAAGGAUUUUCCUGUACAUUUCCUGUGACCUAGGAAAUGCAAAAGCCCUGGAAAAUAGCAUUUCAUCUAUACCAUGCUUUGGAGAAGUUGCCAUGGAGACCAGAAACCCCUUUGAGAAAGGAAACAUCUUCUACACGCUAAGAACAAUCAGCAAAUGUGGCGGAUUUCUUUUGCUUUUGUCAUCCUGUGUUGGGUAGACACUUUGAAAUGGGUCUGGGAACAGAGCUUGCUUUCCAGGUAAAUGCAACUUAAGCCAGAAAGAUGAAAAUACUGUCUGAAUUACUGUAGAAUUUAGAGGGUGAACUAGGACCAAACCGUCCAACACUACUGUACCCAGUGGAAUAUUUGACACCUCCCAAUGGAUAAGAAACACUUCUAAGCGAUGCUGUGGCUCAGGGAGACAAGCCUAUUUUAUUAGUGCUGUGAAAGUCCUUCUGAAACGACAAAGAUAGUCUUG
This is a messenger RNA of Condylura cristata (star-nosed mole), 4074 nucleotides long. It is a transcript of the gene ITGA8, whose product is annotated as integrin, alpha 8. Bases 1 to 3546 code for a protein of 1181 amino acids. Lineage: Eukaryota; Metazoa; Chordata; Mammalia; Eulipotyphla; Talpidae. The record is from RefSeq and is a predicted model, not a curated record. Gene Ontology annotation, cellular component: external side of plasma membrane; integrin complex. Gene Ontology annotation, biological process: integrin-mediated signaling pathway; cell-cell adhesion; cell-matrix adhesion. The transcript is spliced from 31 exons. Gene Ontology annotation, molecular function: integrin binding.